GAUUUGGCCAGCAGUAUAAAUUCACGGCCAACGCCAACGUACGAAAUUCGCGGUCAUCGUUUCGGCUACGCGGAAGGCGCCCCAGAGCUUUAUGUAAUAUGUUAAGCUGACGCAAAAUAUUCCUUUAGUUUACCAAAAUUCGUGUGAUAUAAAUAUUUAGGCCAUAGCAUGUUGCUUUAUCAAGUGGGUUCGGUGGCGCGCAGCACUCUGCAAUUUCAAGCAAAAUUGUUGCUACCCGUUACUCAGCUAACAUGUGCAGCCUUUCAGUGCCGCCACCUGACCCCCAUGAAAGAGUAUGAACAGCGCGUCGCUUCCGGUCAACUGAUGACGGACGAUAAGCAACAACAAACAAUGCGGCAGCUGGACGCACUCUACCAUCGCCUCCAGGACUAUCAUCCAAGCAAGCAAACUUCAUCUAGCGGUGGAUUCCUUAAAUCGCUUUUUGGCAAGAAAUCCAGUGAAGAUACCGAUGCCGAUGAUGACAUGACCGCGGGCAGCCAUUCCCCCAAAGGUCUCUACAUCUACGGCAGCGUCGGCGUGGGCAAGACCACGCUUAUGGAUCUGUUCUACGACUGCUGUACAGAGAUUCCCCGCAAGCGUCGAGUACACUUUACCGCCUUCAUGACCAAAGUGCACGCGCUCAUACACGAGGCCAAGGAGCGCCAGGGUCCAGCGGAUCGUGCCUUCAAUUCGGAGAAACCCGCACCCUUCGACCCAACAAAGCCGGUCGCUGAUUUGAUAGCGGACGAGUCAUGGCUCAUUUGCUUUGACGAAUUCCAAGUGACAGACAUUGCGGACGCGAUGAUACUUAAGCGGCUCUUCACCCACCUAUUUAGGCAGGGCAUUGUUGUAGUCGCCACAAGCAAUCGACACCCUGAGGAUCUAUAUAAAAAUGGAUUGCAGCGUGUCAACUUUUUGCCAUUUAUCGCACUGUUGCAGCAACGCUGCGAGACAGCAAAGCUGGACUCGAUUGACUAUCGGCGAAUUGCUCAAUCUGGCGACACGAAUUAUUUCGUGAAAGGUGAGACAGACGCCGAAGCCGAUAUGAAUCGCAUGUUCAAGAUUCUGUGCGCCGAGGAGAAUGACAUCAUUCGACCUCGCACAAUCACGCAUUUCGGUCGCGAUUUGAAAUUUGCACGCACGUGUGGCCAGAUCUUGGACAGCAGCUUCGACGAGCUUUGCGAUCGCCCGUUAGCAGGUAGCGACUAUCUGCAAAUUGCACAGUUUUUCCAUACAGUGCUCAUACACGACGUACCCCAGAUGAAUCUGAACGUUAGGUCCCAAAUGCGUCGUUUUAUAACGCUUAUAGAUACACUAUACGAUAAUCGAGUGCGCGUAGUUAUCUCAGCGGAUGAACCGCUAGAUAAACUAUUUCAAAUCUCUGACAGAUCUGAUUCAAUGUCUGAUUCGGAUCGUGCACUAAUGGAUGACUUAAAACUGAACGAGAAUUCGUCAAGUGUUUUUACUGGUGAAGAGGAACUGUUUGCCUUUGAGCGCACAAUAUCACGUCUAUAUGAGAUGCAGAAGCGAGAGUACUGGGAGCAGUGGGCGAAGCAUCGUUGAUUUACCAACAUAUCCCCUCCAAAGUCAAUGCAAAUUUUUAGUGUAAUUAGUAGAAUUAAACGUUAUCUUAUUUUCUGCUGACCGUCA
Messenger RNA from Drosophila virilis, 1650 nucleotides. Its product is annotated as putative ATPase N2B. Gene Ontology annotation, cellular component: mitochondrion; cytoplasm. The record is from RefSeq and is a predicted model, not a curated record. Gene Ontology annotation, molecular function: ATP binding; ATP hydrolysis activity. Lineage: Eukaryota; Metazoa; Arthropoda; Insecta; Diptera; Drosophilidae.